This is a messenger RNA of Komagataella phaffii GS115, 444 nucleotides long. RefSeq names its product ubiquitin-conjugating enzyme. The transcript has a single exon. NCBI's taxonomy places the organism in Eukaryota, Fungi, Ascomycota, Pichiomycetes, Pichiales, Pichiaceae. Bases 1 to 444 code for a protein of 147 amino acids. The record is from RefSeq and is a predicted model, not a curated record.
AUGUCUUUCAAAGGAAAGAGACUGGCUAAGGAAUACAAGGACCUAGUAUCCAAUCAGGUACCCGGAAUCACAUGCGAAGCUACUGAUAGUUUUGAUACUUUGGUCAUCCAAGUUUCAGUCUUGGACAACCCACUUUAUAUUGAUGACAGUUACAGAUUGAGAUUUAUAUUCUCUGACAAAUACCCAUUUUCCCCGCCACAAGUUCAAUUCAUUGACAAGAUCCCCAUACACCCUCAUAUAUACUCCAAUGGCCAUAUCUGCCUGAACAUUUUGGGUAACGAUUGGACCCCUUCCCAGACAGUGGCAUCCAUAUCCAUGAGUGUGCAAAGUAUGCUUGCAAGCAACAACUUGAACCAGAGGCCACCAGACGACGACAAUUAUGUAAAACAUGCACCUGAAAACCCCCAGCAUAGCUCAUUUUACUACCACGAUGAUACUGUUUAA